AUGGCACUACUGGGCCCAUACAAGCUUGUACGGGAACACGAGAUCUCUGUGGUACGAGGAAGCAAAACAUUAGUAGCUCUGGCUAGCCACUGUGAUGUUAUUUAGAAAUAGUUUAAAAGGUAGAUUUGGUUAUUUUAAGCAUAUUUAAAGUAAGCCACGUCUGUUGUUCUAUUGAGAGCCCUGUGGUCCGUAAACUGAAGUUGACGCCGUCGUUGUUUUCUUUAUCCAGUGGUUCAUAGCAAUAGCAGUUAGCAUGUGAUGUUUUCUGGAAGUAUCUACAGCAGCCACUUCUGUUGCCAUGGUUACACCGCGUCCCAAACUUUGAAUGGUCAGCCUCGCGUUUUACCCCACCGUUCUUCUUGAUCCUGUAAAGUUUUUUUUCCAGCUUCCAGGAGGUGAAGGGGGAACAGAAGACAGCAAAAUGGUGCAGUUGCAUGUGAAAAGAGGAGACGAAAGCCAGUUUUUGUUCAACACUUCUGUGGACGCGCCUCUGGAGACCGUAAUCCAGCAAGUUACUUCUAUUUACAAUGGGAGGCUCAAGGUGAAGAGAAUAUGUGCAGAAAUUGCAGAACUGGCAGAUCAUGGCAUCACUUUACCACCAAACAUGCAGGGCCUAACAGAGGAUCAAAUUGUGGAGCUGAAGCUCAUUGAUGAAUGGGAAGAGAAGUGUGUUCCUAGUGGCGGUCCAGUGCUGAGGCAGGAUGAGAUAGGAAAGAGGAAUGGACAAGCUCCAAAUGAGAAAAUGAAAGAGGUUUUGAUGAAAACAGUAGAUGAAGCAAAAAUGCUAAUUUCAAAGAAACAAGUCCAGGCUAAUGUGUGUGUCACUAUGGACAUGGUGAAAGAGGCUCUCGACCAGCUGAGAGGAGCUGUGAUGAUUGUUUAUCCCAUGGGCCUGCCUCCACAUGACCCCAUCCGGAUGGAGAUGGAGGACCGAGAAGACCUUUCGGGAACACAGGCGUCUCUUCAAGUUGUUCCUGAGGAGGACUGUCAGCUGUGGUGGGCUGCUAAAGAGAUGCAGAGAGGGAAAAAGCUCCAGGACUACAUAGGCAAGAACGAGAAGACAAAAAUUUUGGUAAAAAUUCAGAAGAAAGGCCAGGGGGCACCAGCAAGGGAGCCAUUGAUCACUGAGGAACAGCACAAACAGAUGGUGAUGCACUACCACAGGAGACAAGAGGAACUCAAGAAACUGGAGGAGGCCGAUGACGACAGCUACCUGGACUCUGAUUGGUCAGAUAGACAGGCUCUCAAAAGACAGUUUCAAGGCUUAACCAACAUCAAAUGGGGACCAAGAUGAAGUCUAAAACUGGUACAUGUGGCAUGCCUCCAAACUGCUGCUCUGACUGUUCUGACUAUUAGGUCUUACCACUGAGCCAUGCAAGUUAGAAUGGCUUUAAUACAGACUUGUUCCUCUUUUUUAGUUGAUCUUAUAAUAAUAAAAGUAAAACAUCAGAUAUGUUAUUAGAAAGUAAAUGCAAUAUUCGUUCCUAAAACUGGUAUCCAUUGUUACUUUUUAUAUUGUUUUAAAGCCAGUAGAUAUUUUUCAUAUCCUUUCUUAUGGCCACCUGGGGUUCACUGGGUUCAGGAUUUCCCUCUCACAUGUGGACGUAAAAAGUGAGAAGUGGAUAACCAUUUUCCACUUUCAGUAUUGGUGCCCAGCUAAUGGAAAUCCACUCUCACAUUUGCUCAUAACACAUACAUUGGUUUGCAUAUACAUUAUUAUUCAAUAAAAUAUCACUUAAAAGAGUGAGAA
Messenger RNA from Boleophthalmus pectinirostris (great blue-spotted mudskipper), 1750 nucleotides. RefSeq names its product cilia and flagella associated protein 298 (gene cfap298). Bases 326 to 1294 code for a protein of 322 amino acids. Gene Ontology annotation, biological process: regulation of cilium movement. NCBI's taxonomy places the organism in Eukaryota, Metazoa, Chordata, Actinopteri, Gobiiformes, Gobiidae. The transcript is spliced from 7 exons. The record is from RefSeq and is a predicted model, not a curated record.